Molecule: messenger RNA, 1726 nt
Organism: Octodon degus (degu)
Lineage: Eukaryota; Metazoa; Chordata; Mammalia; Rodentia; Octodontidae
Gene: Loricrin
Product: loricrin
Exons: 2
Coding region: 51-1508 (485 amino acids)
Cellular component (GO): cornified envelope
Molecular function (GO): structural constituent of skin epidermis
Source: RefSeq, a predicted model, not a curated record
AGUGAUGCCUUUCCGCUCUUUUUUCAGGGUGCAAUUCUUCCUUAGACAAGAUGUCUCACCAGAAAAAGCAGCCCACCCCCUACCCUCCAGUGGUUUGUAAGACCUCUGGUGGUGGCGGCGGCGGCGGCGGCUCCAGCUGCGGUGGUGGCGGCGGCGGCGGCGGCGGCGGCUCUAGCUGUGGAGGCGGCUACUCCGGUGGCGGGUCCAGCUGCGGUGGCGGCUACUCCGGCGGCGGUUCCAGCUGCGGCGGUGGCGGCAGCUCUGGAGGAGGUGUCAAGUACUCAGGCGGCGGCGGCGGAGGCGGCGGCGGCUCCAGCUGUGGAGGCGGCUACUCCGGCGGCGGUUCCAGCUGUGGAGGCGGCUACUCUGGCGGCGGUUCCAGCUGCGGUGGCGGCGGUAGCUCCGGAGGAGGNNGCGGCGGCGGCGGCGGCGGCGGCUACUCUGGCGGCGGCUCCAGCUGUGGAGGUGGCGGUGGCUCCGGAGGAGGCAGCAAGUACUCCGGUGGAGGCGGCGGCUCCAGCUGCGGCGGAUACUCUGGAGGCGGCUCCAGCUGCGGCGGCGGCUCCUCCGGGGGCGGCUACAGCUGCGGCGGCGGCUCCUCCGGCGGCGGCUACAGCUGCGGCGGCGGCUCCUCCGGCGGCGGCGGCGGGUCUUCUGGUCAGACUUACCAGUGCCAGAGCUACGGCGGAGGUUCCUCCGGAGGCGGCUCGGGUUGCGGCGGCGGCGGCGGCGGCGGCUCUUCCGGGGGCGGGUCUUCUGGUCAGGCUUACCAGUGCCAGAGCUACGGCGGCUCCUCCGGGGGCGGUUCCGGUUGCGGCGGCGGCCACUCUGGAGGUGGCGGCUCCGGCUGUGGCGGGGGCUCCUCUGGAGGCGGCGGCGGCGGCGGCCAGCAUUACCAGUGCCAGAGCUACGGCGGCGGCGGCUCCUCCGGGGGCGGUUCCGGUUGCGGCGGCGGCUCCUCCGGGGGCGGUUCCGGUUGCGGCGGCGGCUACUCAGGGGGCGGCGGCUCUAGCUGUGGCGGAGGCUCCUCUGGGGGCGGCGGCUCCUCUGGUCAGCAUUACCAGUGCCAGAGCUACGGCGGUUCUUCCGGGGGCGGUUCCGGUUGCGGCGGCGGCUACUCUGGAGGCGGCGGCUCGAGCUGUGGCGGCGGCGGCGGCGGCGGCUCCAGCUGUGGCGGCGGCGGCGGCGGCGGCGGCUCUAGCUGUGGCGGAGGCUCCUCUGGAGGCGGCGGCGGCGGCCAGCAUUACCAGUGCCAGAGCUCCGGCGGCGGCGGGGGCGGCUCCUCCGGCGGCGGUUCCGGUUGCGGCGGGUACUCCGGAGGCGGCUCCAGCUGCGGCGGGGGAUCCUCCGGGGGCGGCGGCUGCGGCGGCGGCUCCUCUGGGGGCGGAGGCGGCUCCAGCUGCGGAGGUGGCUCCUCUGGCGGCGGCGGCUCCUCCGGCGGUGGCAAGGGCGUCCCGGUCUGCCACCAGACCCAGCAGAAGCAGGCUCCUAGCUGGCCAUGCAAAUAAGGACCCCUGGAUGCCGCGGAGACACAGAAGUUGGAGAUGUUCUCCGUGGGCGCCCAUGGGCUUACUGUUCUCAUGAUACUGCUCAAAGUUUCCAAAUUUUUUCAUGUCUCUACCUACCUAGAAGAAGCCAUCGAAUUUUCAGACUGUAUCUCAUUCAGCAGUUUUUCCUUCUUGGUUUCUGUUUGACUACCUCCCAAUUCCUGUGCCUUUUCAAUAAA